Molecule: messenger RNA, 1380 nt
Organism: Leptinotarsa decemlineata (Colorado potato beetle)
Lineage: Eukaryota; Metazoa; Arthropoda; Insecta; Coleoptera; Chrysomelidae
Biological process (GO): microtubule nucleation; mitotic cell cycle
Cellular component (GO): centriole; spindle pole; ciliary basal body
Molecular function (GO): gamma-tubulin binding
Source: RefSeq, a predicted model, not a curated record
AUCAUUCCAUAGUCCAGCUGUCAGGUUGACAUCUAUGACUUGCGCAAUCAAGUAAAUUCAAAGUAAAGAAAAUGUUUGUUUCGGCGGGUUCUGUCCUGAAGUUACAUGCUUUGUCGGAUAAUCUUCACAGUUUGGAACCAGUAGCCGUGUAUAAACCGAGAAAAAGUUACGGUUCGGCUUGCAAAUUAACCAACGUUUCCUGGUGUCACGACAACAGCUACAUCGCCCUUCUUCAAGACGAUGGCCACCCCGAAAUCGUGUCUUGCAAAGACAGAACUAACCUCAACUUAGUUCAUACGAUACAAUGCUUGAAGAGAGUAACGGCGCUGAGUUUCAAACAGAACACGAAGAGGAUUUUAGCAUUGGGAAAUCACGAGGGGGAGGUUGUACUCUACGAUACGAAAAACAGAGGUAUCGCGAGGAAAAUUGUGGGUCUUUCGAGCCCUGUCAGGAUGCUGGAGUUCAACAGCAGGGACGAACAGAUUUUUGUAGGUGGCGAUGCAGGAUCCGGUGUAUUCUCAGAUCACGACGGAAUGAACAACUUCACAAAAGAAAUCGCUCUUCCCGACUCGUAUACGGCUUCAAAAUUCCACCCACUCUCGCCCAGCAUCCUCGCCCUUGGCGACCAAUCGGGUCGCGUGUUUCUCCGCGAUACGGAAAAGGACGAAGUCAUCAGCAGUACGCAACGUCACACGUCAACUGUCACCGGCAUCGCCUUUACCGGCGAUCACAAAAUCAUGGUCACCACAGGAAUGGACAACAAGAUUUGCGUGAACGACUGCCAAACGUCAGACUGCGUCUUCAGGAUGAACAUCCACCAAGCCAUCACCUCGAGCGAUGUCAGCCCGGACGACAGGUACAUUGCUGCAGGCCUAGAGGACGGUUGUGUCUACAUCUACGACAUCAGGGAACCUUUGAAGCCUUUGGUGUGCACGAACGCUCACGAUUGCGCAGUGAACAAGAUCGCUUUCGAGCGAGCGGUUCCAUGCGUAGAGAUCGUGCGCGAAAAACCAUCCGUCACGACAUUGAACGAGAGCGAGUUCGGGGAAAACCACUCGGAAGUUUCAAACUCGAUGGGCGACAUAGACAGGCAUGACGCCGAAGACGAGAAGUUUAAGAAAGAACUGCUGCGGAUGGUGAAGAGCCAUAUGAGUUACUUGGAGACGCAGUUGGCCGAGCAUUGCGCCAAAUUCCAGAGUUUCAUCGCGAACGAGUUCGACGCGAUCCACAACGCAAUGGCGCGCUGGGACGUGUUCAACGUGGGAGACACAGCGGAGAUUGCGCAGGCUAUAGAUUCAACAGACUCGAGGAGUUCCAGAAGCGGAGCUUCCGUGGGGAAGUCUCGAUCGCAGAUGAGGCAAUAAAGAGUAUCAAAUGGAA